UAUAUAUUACUUACCUCUUGGUGCUCCUGGAGCUUCCAUUUCCUUCAUAAAUAAACAACCAAAAACCGAAAGAACUCGUCAAACCCAUCUCACCUUCACGCUCGAAGAUGCUUUUGAGUUGUUUUUCUUUUCCCCCUUCCAAAAUGCCUUCUUCUCACAUUCUUUUCUCCCUCCUCUCUUUCCUCUCCAUCAUAAUCACUACCUUCUCUUCAUCCACACCCAACACCAUCACUCUCCAUCUCUCUCCCUUAUUCACCAACCACCCCUCUUCAAGUUCACACCCAUUCCACACCCUCAAACUCGCCGUCUCAACAUCCAUCACAAGAGCCCACCACCUUAAAAACCACAAACCAAACAAGUCACUCGAAACCCCAGUUCACCCCAAAACCUACGGAGGCUACUCAAUAGACCUCGAAUUCGGAACCCCGUCACAAACCUUCCCCUUUGUUCUCGACACCGGUAGCACCCUCGUCUGGCUCCCGUGCUCCUCUCACUACCUCUGCUCCAAAUGCAACUCCUUCUCAAACACGCCAAAGUUCAUCCCUAAAAACUCGUCUUCUUCAAAGUUCGUUGGCUGCACCAACCCUAAAUGCGCCUGGGUCUUCGGCCCAGACGUUAAAUCCCAUUGCUGCAGGCAAGACAAAGCUGCUUUUAAUAAUUGUUCCCAAACAUGCCCUGCCUACACCGUCCAGUACGGCCUCGGCUCCACCGCGGGUUUUCUCUUAUCCGAAAAUCUCAACUUUCCCACCAAAAAAUACUCCGAUUUUCUCCUCGGCUGCUCCGUCGUCUCCGUCUACCAGCCGGCCGGAAUCGCGGGGUUCGGUCGGGGAGAAGAGUCGCUGCCGUCGCAGAUGAACCUCACGAGAUUCUCUUACUGCUUACUCUCUCACCAGUUCGACGAUUCCGCAACAAUAACCAGCAACCUCGUCUUGGAAACCGCUUCCUCACGCGACGGAAAAACCAACGGCGUCAGCUACACGCCGUUUCUGAAAAACCCUACCACGAAGAAAAACCCCGCGUUCGGCGCGUACUAUUACAUCACUCUUAAAAGGAUCGUAGUAGGAGAAAAGCGCGUGAGGGUUCCGAGGAGGCUGUUGGAGCCCAACGUCGACGGCGAUGGUGGGUUCAUCGUUGACUCCGGGUCAACGUUCACGUUCAUGGAGAGACCGAUUUUCGAUCUGGUGGCGCAGGAGUUUGCAAAGCAGGUGAGUUACACGCGCGCGAGGGAGGCUGAGAAGCAAUUUGGGUUGAGUCCGUGUUUUGUGUUGGCGGGUGGUGCUGAAACGGCGUCGUUUCCCGAGCUGAGGUUUGAGUUCAGGGGUGGCGCGAAGAUGAGGCUGCCGGUGGCGAAUUAUUUCUCGCUGGUGGGGAAAGGUGACGUGGCGUGCUUGACGAUUGUGUCUGAUGACGUGGCGGGUUCUGGUGGGACGGUGGGACCCGCUGUGAUAUUGGGGAAUUAUCAGCAGCAGAAUUUUUAUGUGGAGUAUGACUUGGAGAACGAGAGGUUUGGGUUUCGGAGUCAGAGUUGCCAAACGAACGUUUAAGUUAGGAGUUUGAAAAAAUAACAUGCAUUGUAUGGCUCAGAUAAUAAAUAUGUGUUUGAAAAUGAUUUAACGAGAUAAAAUACGAACGGUCUAAUCUUCAUCAGAUGAUUAUAGUUUGCUGACUACAUGAAAAUGUGAUAUUGCGAACUGCAGGCAAUCCCGAUUUGGAUUCAAGGUGGUCAUUAAUAAGAAGUUCAUUGUUUGGUUUAUUUAAUUGAAGUUGUAGAGAUGCAGCAGGGUGCUGCUUUUCUUUU
Glycine soja is the source of this 1798-nucleotide messenger RNA. RefSeq names its product probable aspartyl protease At4g16563. The record is from RefSeq and is a predicted model, not a curated record. The coding region runs from base 108 to 1544 and encodes 478 amino acids. Gene Ontology annotation, molecular function: aspartic-type endopeptidase activity. NCBI's taxonomy places the organism in Eukaryota, Viridiplantae, Streptophyta, Magnoliopsida, Fabales, Fabaceae. Gene Ontology annotation, biological process: proteolysis. The transcript has a single exon. Gene Ontology annotation, cellular component: extracellular region.